Molecule: messenger RNA, 3614 nt
Organism: Anolis carolinensis (green anole)
Lineage: Eukaryota; Metazoa; Chordata; Lepidosauria; Squamata; Anolidae
Gene: irag1
Product: inositol 1,4,5-triphosphate receptor associated 1
Exons: 22
Coding region: 907-3399 (830 amino acids)
Source: RefSeq, a predicted model, not a curated record
GUUAACUGAAUCUGUGGACGCAGAACCCAUGAAUACUAAGGGCCGAGUGUACAUCUUUAAUAAGAAUCAAUAUAACACACAAUUUCAGUCUGACAAUCUCAUCUGCUUCCUUCUUGCUCAUUUCAAAUUUAGUUGCUCAGAAAUGAGUUUUUAACAUCCUCGUGUUCUAAACUGUAAGAAAAAUACCGGAGGAUUGUUCGCAAAAUAAAGGAAGUCUUUCUCUUGGAUUCUCAGAGAGGAGAGGCUUUCUGAAGAGUUACUUAAAACUAAAAGUCAUGUUUAAUGUUAGAAGCUCAGCUUGGUCUCUUUGAGUAAGAAAGUGCUUUAGCUUAGUUAAGGGAACCAGAUGUAACACAUUGACCUUAAAUGGUAAAAGCUCCCAGAGUGAGCAGGAGAGAGAGAGGGAGGUUUUCUUGAAGGGGGAAAACAAGAGGAAUAGCUCAGUUUUAGGUAAGUAAUCUUCAUAAACCAAGAAUAAACAGCUUUCUUCAGCUGAGAUCCAAAACGGAACCCCUUUUACUUCUUAAAGGAGUGAGUUAUUUGAUGCAAGUCAACAUUUGCAAGUUAUUUUCCCUGUGUGACUUCCAGUGCAACACACCUCCUUUACAAUGAAGAUUCCAGGAUUGAGACAUUGCUCAUAGACGCACUGAAUUUAGAACUCGAAAGAGAUGUUGUUGGACGUUUUCCUAAUCUGUUCUUCCCGGUCCAGAGACACGGAUCCAAAGAAAAGCUAUUAAACCAGAAAAGGCAUGCCUGUAAACCAGAACAUGGGGAGAACAACACAAGUCUUGGGAUCACAAGGCCCCACAGCGAUUAUCUUCAGAGGUUAAUGUGAAACAGACAUUUUCAUCGGCGCAUGGUCUUAUUAGUCCACAUUGCAGUCCAGCGGGUCCUUUGCCUCCCACCAUGCCAACCCUCCCGGAAGAUGCUGAACAGCCAGCUGGGAUGCAGCAUUCCAUUUUGCCUUCUUCGGUCAAAUCUGUCCAGGAGUUGCCAGCUGAUGCAGGAACAUGCAAUACACCUUCUAUAGUUCUUCCAGAAUACACAGUUACAUCAGAGACAGAAAGAGAGAAAAGUCUAUCUUUCAGACCUGUUAGUCCCCAUCUGCGGCAUUCUAACAGAAAUACUAGGACACCCACUAGCUCUUUGACAUCUGUGGAUAAUACAGGUCAUAUAAUUAACUUGCUGAAUGACCAGCUUCCAGAUGUUAAAAUAUCUGAAGAAGACAGAAAGAAGAAUCUUGAAUUAUUAGAAGAAGCAAAGAGAGUGAGUGAGAGAUUCCUUACUCGCAGAGGAAGAAAAUCAAGAAGCAGUCUUUCAGAAUCUCCCACAGCCUUAUCCCCAGCGCUUAGUCCCAGCGUUUCACCUGCAUCAUCUCGAAGCAACUCUUUCACUCUUCCAAGCCCAACAGGGUCAGAUACCUUUGCACCUACUCUUGGUUCAGUGUCUCCACUGCAGAAUACCACAAAAGGAUUAACUGAUCAAAAGGAGAAUGAUCAAAUAAAAGUUUCUCAGGAAAGACUGAGUCCUCACACAACUAAUUUGGAAAGCCCCAAAGAGAAGCUAUCUGAACAAAAGGAGAACUUUGAACCACAUAAAAUUAUGGAAAAUCUGUCCAUAUCCUGCACCUCAGGUACUGACGUCAAUAGAGUAUCUCUAAAUGGGAACACAAACAUCUGUGAAAAUGAACUUGGAAAGCUAUUCCUUACCAAACUGAAUGACCCGCCUUUCAAAACUCCUUUACAAGGACCAGGGACAGUUAGAACGGACCCAAAGUUUAAGCACUCAGAACCACUACCGAAGGAUUCAAAAUUUUCUUGCAAAACAGAAUCUGGGACCCGCCCUCCUCUACUGAGAGCUGUGUCAUGGGAGCAUGCAGAACCUGGUAAUAUAGAAAAAACACCUUUUAAAUUACCAUCUGAAGAUGAUAAAUUUUUUCCCAUUAAUAACAAACCCAGCAACUCACCUACUAAACUUGGAGCUUUCAAAGACCUUCAAAUACAAGUCCAACCAGUUCGAAUGCAAAAACUGACAAAGCUCAGAGAGGAGCAUAUAUUGAUGCGGAAUCAAAAUUUAGUUGGAUUGAAACUCCCUGACCUCAGUGAAGCUGCUGAACAGGAAAGAGGGUCUUCACCAAUUCCUUUCUUGCCAGAAGAAGAGGAUGAGGUAAAGAGUAGAUGUGAUGUCAUGCCAAACAUUCCAGAUGCCCUUUUUCGAAAACUUCGUGUGCACACAUCUGUUCCUGGAAGCUCUCCUGCACUAACUGAAAGAGAAGUUGAGAAUGUAUUUAUACAACUUUCCUUAGCAUUUAGAAAUGAUAGUUAUACUUUGGAAUCAAGAAUUAACCAGGCUGAGAGGGAGAGAAACCUUGCUGAAGAGAACACAGAAAGGGAAUUAGACAACUUUAAAUCUGCUAUUACGGCCUCUGCUUCUUUGUGGCAUCACUCCGAACACAGAGACAUGUACCAGAAGCUACUGGAAGAUAUCACAGUGCUGCAUCGUUUAUCCUCCCGAUUAUCCAGUCGGGCUGAGAUGGUUGGAGCUGUUCGUCAGGAGAAACGCAUGUCAAAGGCUACUGAAGUCAUGAUGCAGUAUGUGGAGAAUUUGAAGAGAACAUAUGAAAAAGAUCAUGCUGAGCUGAUGGAAUAUAAAAAACUUGCUACUCAGAAUUCUAGCAGAAGCUAUGGCUCCCCUGAAGACGGUGUGCCUCGAACAUCUAGGUCCAUGUCUCUUUCUGUUGGAAAGUUGCCUCGAAGAAGAGUCAGUGUUGCUGUUGUGUCAAAAUUUGAGCUUCCAGGCCAAUCACCUUCCGCAUCACCUGGACCUUCGAUACCCUCUUCCCUGCCAGAGUCAUCAAAUGGAAGAAGCAAUCUGACGUCAACGCCCGUCUUACCAGCACUUGUAGAAAAUGGAAAAUCAAAUGGGGAGCCUGAUUCUGAACCCACCUCUUCAGCACAGACACAUAGUGGCAUAGAAGACAUUAAUCCAGAGACAAAAGCCAAAAUAGAGGAGGAAGCUUAUAACAAAGGCUAUCAAGAAGGAUUGAAGAAAACCAAAGAACUUGAAGAUCAAAAAGAAGAUGAGGACAAAAUAGAUGAAAGCCCCAAUGUAGCAGGUGAAAGUGAUGAUGAAAUCAGCAAGGAACACAGCAAACUUGAAGUUAUUAUCCAUUACAUACAAAUACUAUACCCUAAACUGCAUAAACACUGGAACAUGCUCUGGGUUGUAGCAGCCAUUAUCAUUAUUUUUGCUGUAAUAUUGGGAAUCUCCACUUUAUACAAUUACUUCUUCCUCUGUACGGAGUUAUCAGAUGGGCCACAAGCGAAGGCUACCUGUUCUGCUGUCCAGCAAUAUUCCUGGUGGAACUCAGGACUGCGACGUGACCAACACAGAGAAUAACAAAAGCAAGAAUGGGGAGAAAAGCCAUUUACAAUCCAACAGUAAGCACCCAUUUUAAAACUAAGGUGUACAAAGUGCUUUUUCACUUUCCUGGUAGUCACCUAUGAUCAGUAAUUCACCAUUUAGGCUCUUUUGUGCCAUAAGACUAGGAAAUGCAGUGUGUUUUUUUAAAAUUAGCCAGAUAACACCAGCCAAUAAAUGCUGUUCUCUUUGUA